Molecule: messenger RNA, 9571 nt
Organism: Strigops habroptila (Kakapo)
Lineage: Eukaryota; Metazoa; Chordata; Aves; Psittaciformes; Psittacidae
Gene: DISP3
Product: dispatched RND transporter family member 3
Exons: 21
Coding region: 387-4403 (1338 amino acids)
Cellular component (GO): membrane
Source: RefSeq, a predicted model, not a curated record
GCACCGGGGGCCGGCGCGGGCGGGGGCCGCGCACGGGGCAGGGUUUAUAGCGCGGCCGCAGCGCCACCCGCAGCCCGCCGGGGCGGCACCGGCACCGGGCAGCGGCCGGAGCUCCGCACCGCUCCGAGGCGCAGCGGCGUGGGCUACCGGCCGCCCUCCUUCCCUUCCCCGGGGGCCGGCGGGCCGGGCUUGCAGUCGGCCGCGGCGGAGCGGCGUUAAAAGGCGGCGGCGGCGGAGGAGGAGGAGGCGGCUCACGGCGGCGGGGCCGGUGAAGGCUGCGGGGACCGGGACCGGUGCGCGGCGCUGCUGGGCGGGCAUCGGCACCGCGGAACCGGCCCUGCCCCGGCAUCGCUGCGAGCCCGCGGCUGCGGGCGGAGGCACUGGACAUGGACACAGAGGAUGACCCCUUGUUACAGGAUGCCUGGCUAGAGGAGGAAGAUGAAGAGGUAGCCUUCAGCUCACGGAAGAGGCGUGAGGGUGCUCUGUUGUGUGGGAGAAGCCCCUGCAGAGUCAGGCCCCUGCGUGUCACUCUGCCCGUGUCUGGCUUCUGGAAUAUUGUCGGAUGGGUAUUUACCAACCCCUACUGUGCUGGCUUCAUCCUUUUCCUGGGCUGUGCCAUCCCUGCUGUGCUUGCUGUUGUCAUGUUCCUCCACUACCCAGCCCUGGAUAUUGACAUCUCCUACAAUGCUUUUGAGAUCCGCAACCACGAGUCCUCGCAGCGCUUCGAUGCCCUCGCCUUGGCCCUCAAGUCCCAGUUUGGGUCGUGGGGCAGGAACCGCCGGGACCUGGCUGACUUCACCUCUGAAACCCUGCAGAGGCUCAUCUUUGAGCAGCUCCAGCAGCUUCACCUCAACGCUUCCCACCUUGGGGUCAGUGCGCGGGUCAAGCGCAGCGCCCCACAGGGCAGGACGAGCUCCCCUAAGCCCCAUGGCCACCUCAACCCAGGAAACAGGACUUCCCGGGCUGGGAGGGGUGCCCCACGCUGGGACUACUCUGGCACUUACAUCAGUGCCAACACACAGACUCACGCCCACUGGCGCAUUGAGCUCAUCUUUCUGGCCAGGGGGGACUCUGAAAACAACAUCUUCACCACUGAGCGCCUGGUCACCAUCCAUGAGGUUGAGCGUAAGAUCAUGGAUCACCCUCGCUUCAGGGAGUUCUGCUGGAAGCCCCAUGAGGUCUUGAAGGACCUGCCCCUGGGCUCCUACUCCUACUGCUCCCCUCCCAGCUCCCUCAUGACCUACUUCUUCCCCACUGAGAGAGGAGGGAAGAUUUACUAUGAUGGCAUGGGACAAGACCUUGCUGACAUACAAGGGUCCCUGGAGCUGGCCAUGACCCACCCUGAAUUCUACUGGUACGUGGAUGAGGGCUUGUCUGCUGAGAACAUGAAGAGCUCGCUGCUGCGGAGCGAAAUCCUCUUUGGGGCACCACUGCCGAACUACUACUCGGUGGAGGACCGCUGGGAGGAGCAGCGCCGCAAGUUCCAGAGCUUCGUCAUCACCUACGUGGCCAUGCUGGCCAAGCAGUCCACGAGCAAAGUCCAGGUGCUGUAUGGAGGGACAGACUUGUUUGACUAUGAAGUGAGGAGGACUUUCAACAAUGACAUGUUGCUGGCCUUCAUCAGCAGUAGCUGCAUAGCUGUCCUGGUCUACAUCCUCACCUCCUGCUCAGUGUUCCUGUCAUUCUUUGGCAUUGCCAGUAUUGGACUAAGCUGCCUAGUGGCUCUGUUCCUGUACCACGUCGUGUUUGGGAUCCAGUACCUGGGCAUACUCAAUGGUGUGGCUGCCUUUGUCAUUGUGGGGAUUGGGGUUGAUGAUGUCUUUGUUUUCAUCAACACCUACCGCCAAGCCACCCACCUCAAGGACCUGCAGCUGCGCAUGAUCCACACCAUCCAGACAGCAGGGAAGGCCACCUUCUUCACGUCCCUGACCACGGCUGCAGCAUAUGCUGCCAACAUCUUCUCUCAGAUCCCAGCUGUGCAUGACUUUGGACUCUUCAUGUCGCUGAUUGUGUCCUGCUGCUGGGUAGCUGUGCUCUUCACCAUGCCAGCUGCUCUUGGAAUAUGGACCCUUUAUGUGUCCCCACUAGAGAGCUCCUGCCAAACCAGCUGUAAUCAGAAGUGUGCCAAGAAGAGUGCCUUGCACCUGGCUGAAGAUCUCUUCAUUGCCUCAGAGGCCACCUCCAGAGCAGGCAGAGAGACACUUCCCUAUCUUGAUGAUGACAUCCCACUGCUAACUGUGGAGGAGGAGCCUGUUUCCCUGGAAAUGGGGGAUGUCCCCUUAGUAUCUGUGAUGCCAGAAAAUCUGCAGCUCCCUGCAGAGAAGAGCAACCGGGGCCACUUGAUAACUCGUCUGCAGGAGCUGCUGGAACAGUGGGUGCUGUGGUCUGCAGUGAAGAGGAGAUGGGUGAUUGUGGGGCUCUUUCUCCUGGUUUUGCUGCUGUCCAUGUUCUUUGCUAGCCGCCUCCAUCCAGCUAGCCGGGCUCCAGUCUUGUUCCGCCCAGACACUAACAUCCAGGUGCUGCUAGACCUCAAAUACAACCUGAGUGCUGAAGGCAUCUCCUGCAUUACCUGCUCAGGUUUGUUUCAGGAAAAGCCCCACAGUUUGCAGAACAACAUCCGAACCUCCUUGGAAAAAAAGAAGAGGGGCUCAGGGUCACCCUGGGGAAGCAAAGGGAGCAUAAGUGAUACAGGGCAGCAAGAUCUGCAGGGGACUGUGUACAUCUCCAAGUCCAGAAGCAAGGGAAGGCCUGCUGUCUACAGAUUCUCACUCAAUGCCAGUGUCCCUGCCCCCUGGCAGAUGGUGUCACCGGGAGACGGGGAGGUGCCUUCAUUCCAGGUGUAUAGAGUGCCUUUCGGUAACUUCACCAGGAAGCUGACAGCUUGUGUGUCCACAGUAGGGCUGCUUAAGCAGACGAGCCCCAGGAAGUGGAUGAUGACCACCUUGUCCUGUGACACCAAGAGAGGCUGGAAGUUCGACUUCAGUUUCUACGUGGCCGCCAAGGAGCAGCAGCGAACACGGAAGCUGUAUUUUGCCCAGUCGCACAAGCCCCCUUACCAUGGCCGAGUGUGUGCAGCACCUCCUGGCUGUCUUCUCAGCUCUAGCCCAGAUGGACCCACUAAAGGCAUCCUUUAUGUUCCCAGUGAGAAAGCAGCACCCAAAGCAAAGCUGUCAGCCACUUCUGGAUUUAAUCCUUGCAUGAACACGGGCUGCGGGAAGCCAGCGGUGCGGCCGCUGGUGGACACAGGAGCCAUGGUGUUCGUGGUGUUUGGUAUCAGAGGUGUUAAUCGCACGAGACACCCAGACAACCACGUCAUUGGAGACAUGGGCAGCGUUAUCUAUGAUGACAGCUUUGACCUCUUCAAAGAGAUUGGCAACCUGUGCCGCCUCUGCAAAGCCAUCGCCAGCAACACGGAGCUGGUGAAGCCAGGAGGGGCUCAGUGCCUGCCCUCUGGUUACAGCAUCUCCUCCUUUCUGCAGAUGUUGCACCCUGAGUGCAAGAACAUUCCUGAGCCAAACCUGCUGCCUGGACAGCUCUCUCAUGGGGCAGUGGGGGUGAAGGAUGGGAAGGUGCAGUGGAUCUCCAUGGCAUUUGAAUCGACAACCUACAAAGGGAAAUCUUCCUUCCAGACGUAUGCUGACUACCUGAAAUGGGAGACGUUCCUACAGCAGCAGCUCCAGCUCUUCCCAGAGGGCUCUGCUCUCCGGCACGGUUUCCAGACCUGUGAGCACUGGAAGCAGAUCUUCAUGGAGAUCAUAGGAGUGCAGAGUGCCCUGUACGGUCUCGUCCUCUCGCUGCUUAUCUGUGUGGCUGCAGUGGCAGUGUUCACCACUCACAUCCUCCUGCUGCUGCCAGUGCUGCUCAGCAUUCUAGGGGUGGUCUGCUUGGUGGUGACCAUCAUGUACUGGUCUGGCUGGGAAAUGGGUGCUGUGGAAGCCAUCUCCCUUUCCAUCCUCGUUGGCUCCUCUGUAGAUUACUGCGUGCACUUGGUGGAGGGCUACCUGCUGGCAGGGGAAAACCUGCCACUGCACCAGGCAGAGGACCCCAGAGCGUGCCGCCAGUGGAGGACGGUUGAAGCGGUGCGUCACGUGGGGGUAGCCAUCGUGUCGAGCGCCGUCACCACCGUGAUCGCCACCGUCCCGCUCUUCUUCUGCAUCAUUGCCCCUUUCGCCAAGUUUGGGAAGAUCGUGGCCCUCAACACGGGAGUUUCCAUCCUGUACACAUUAACUGUGAGCACAGCCCUGCUGAGCAUCAUGGGGCCUGGCACCUUCACCCGCAGCAGGACUUCCUGCCUCAAGGCUGUGGUGGGGGUGCUGCUUGCUGGCCUGCUGGGUCUAUGCAUCUGCCUCGUCCUGCUGAAGAGUGGAUUUAAGAUCCCUCUCCCUAAUGGGACAGCCCUGUAGACCCUAUGCCAAGAGCCACGUGCUCUGUCCUCUUGCUCCCUUUCUUUUUUCUUUUUCUUUUUUUUUUAAAGGAUAUUUUUUGUAAGAAAAAGAGGAAAAAAGCCCUAAAAAAACCCAACAACCUUUUUCCAGAAGUCUUUCAACUCCAGAUGCACUUUAUUUUCUAAUGGGUUUUGCUCUAAACUUGUAUUUAUUUUGGGUAGUGAUGGAUGAUGGACAGUGAGGGCUGCCCAGUGGAUGCCUCAGCCUGUGAGGAGGAGAGGAAGAGGUCUCCUCUCAGUUUUCUUUCUGCUUUGCUUUUCUUUUCUUUUUUUUGUCUCUCUUUUUUUAAUGAAGAGUUUUCUGGAACUGCAAAGCUAAAAGGGGAGAAGGUGGGAAGGCCAUCUGAUCCCUUUCUAAACCCUUCCCUCUGUCUCUCCCCUUGGUCAGCACUGCAACAAUGACUCUUGAGGUGAUGUCCUACCCCCAUGCCAAGCCUGUGCCUCAUUACCCAAGCCUUGGAAAGCAGCAGUGAGCUGUUGGGCAGGCCUGGGAAGUAGUGUUGUCUGGACCCCUUUGCUGUGCCCUGUACCCAAACUAGACCAGCACUGAACUUGCUGCACAGGAGCUCUUAUUGUGGGAUUAUCAUUGUGGGAUCUGAAGUAGAGAUGUUGGAUGGCACCACCCGCUUUCAUCAUUUGUGGAGGGUGUCAGGAUGCAUGGCUUUCCCUUUCUUUCUGAAGGGACAGUGCACCUUUCUCUGGAAUCUCUUGGGCCUGUGAAGAGCCACCAGGAAAGCAGUUGGUGCCCUCAGCAGCCUGCCCUCCUCUCCUUCAUCUUGGUGUUUGUUAGGGCAGAGAGAAAGCAGACAGCCUUGAGGUACCUGCAGAGCCUUUUGGUCUUACCCUGAGGAUAGAAUCAUAGAAUGGUUAGGGUUGAGAAGGACCUUAAGAUCAUCUCGUUCCAACCCCCAAAUGAGCUUUCGGAUGUCCCACUGUUGUGGAGACAUGAGGGCAGCGGAGCUUCAUCCUGCAGCUGCUGCCUGCUCAGAGCAGGUGGUUUAUAUUACAGUAAAAUGAAGUCACAAACUGCUGCCAUUAACAAGUACAUUUUAAGCAUCACUGAUUCUAUCAUAUUUUUAAAAUUGAAAUAGCUAAGUGUGUGCAUUGAUAUGCAGCACAUCUGGCCCUUGGCAGAAGAGGAGGGGUUGGGCCCAGUUGGAGAUGCAUUAAACAUUAUUUACAGGGAUGCCAAUAGAGGGGGGUGGACAGAAAGCAGCCUGACUUCAUUUGUUUGCAGAUACCAUGUCCCUGGUGGCUUUGUAUUCUCUGUCUGGAUUGACCCCCCCCCCUUUUUAAGAUGAGAAUUCUGGGAAGCCCAUCCCCAUUGUCAGCCAAGUUCUGAGGACUGUGCUGCUGAGACAGACCAGCAGCUGCUUCUGCUUGCUCAAUGCAUCCCUGCUCUGAUCCCCACCACUCUUACACCUUCACAUCAUGCCAUUCCUGUGAAACUGAAUUAAAUGUUUGUUCUUAAAGUAGGUCCCCCAAGGUGUCAGUUGGAGAAGAGUGCCAGGACAGGACUCUUGUUGAUGCCAGGGGCAAUCCAGAGCAAUCCUGCUGCAGGCAGUGAGGGUGGUGAGAGCAUGAGCAGAACAGACCUGGUUUCUGCUUCACCACCCCAUGGUGCAGCUGAGUUACCCUUUCCUGCAAAGCGUGAAAUGUUCCCUGGCACCUACCUCUGAUCUGCACCAGCUCCUUCAUAAUGAACCCCAUGGCCAUGAAUAACUGGCUCUGGGAAGGGUUUUGACUAUCCUUAAGCUGUGCUGCUGCGCACGGUUCAGCCCCGACACUGAUCUGUAAGCAUGCUUUCCCCCCUGUCUGUUCUCCAAAUUGAACUACUGGUGGUGCCCUGAGCAUGGUGAGUGGCAGCGACUGUAGAGAGCAGUAUGCUGGAUGAGACCCAUGUGGCUGUGUGGGUGCUGCAGGGGUGAGCAAGGUGGCCCUAGUGCUGCUGCUAAGGGUGCUCUGGCUGAUGGCUUGACCUGAAUUUAGCUAAUGCUUCAAAUUCCUUGGGGUGAUUAAAUCUGAUGGAUAUUUCCAGGUCACCAGACAAGAGAACAAGGUGCUGAGUGCACCCUUAGAGGAAGUUCCUUCUUCUGUGAGCAUGAAGAAACCUUGAAAGGCCUUUAAGACAAGGCAUAGAUGUGCUUUGAAUCCUGCAAAGUUUAAAGCUCAUUUAAGCCCCUGGUGUUCUAUGUUAUAAAGAGGCUUUCAUAGAGCACCCUCACCCCCAGAGUGAUUCUGGACACACCAUGCUGGGACCAUUCAUUGAGCCACUCCUGGAAGGCAAAGAUUAAUUUCAAAGUAGCGGAAAACCUUUUAUGUCUCUGGGGUCUGAUCUGGCAAUGUCUGAUCUACAGACAAAAAUAGCAGAGUUCUUGGCACCUGAUAGGAUCUGUCCCGUUUUCCAGAGCAGGCAGGGGAAAGGACAAGCUAUCAUAUUCCCUCCUCCUCUCUGGCCAGCCCAGGAUCACUCAGUGCAGAAAGGAUGGCUGGUAUUAACAGGAGCCGGGCAUCACCUUGCCCUUGUUUGUGGUACUGGAGAGCAAUGGCUGAAGUGAUUCGGAAGGGAAAGUAACAGACUGAGGUAAGUGUAGAGCUGUAGCAGAUGAUUCACAAAGGCAUAGUGAGGAGAUUGUGCCACUCCAGCAAGGAAACUGAGGCAAGGAGAGGAGGAGGAACUUACACCAGACUGCAGUAGAAUGGCAGAAGAGCCAGGAGAUGAUACUAGGUGAUUCUUCUUACUGCAAAAACUCACUGGAUGUUGGUAACCUGAAAAUGUGAUUAAAUAUAGGCAUAACACUUGUCCUAAGAUCUAACUAGACAUUUGUCCCAUUGCUAUUUCACUCUGCACAGCAAUUUGGUCAGGGUGGCUGGUGCCUUCUCCAUCUACCAUGGAGUGAAAGAGGCUUAAAGGUGCGGCCCAGCCUUUGCCAAAAUGCAUACAGCACCCUGAUGUCACCAAGCAUCUGUGGAGACAAUAAAUCAGUAGCAGGUGUGUACAUCUAUCUCCAUGUAGGCAGCAUCAUCCUUGGGACGAGAAAACACUCAUAAAAUUAUAGAGGUAAGAAAACGGAUGGGUUUAUUUGAGCAAAUGUGAAGGUGGGGCUGACAGCCCUGCUGGGAAUUGGUGCCCCGAGGCAGAUGCUCGUAGCAAUAAAACACAAGGCCUUACCUGUCUGGCACUGUUCUGGGAGCAGAUGCAUGCCCUAAAUUAAUUCAUCCCACACCUCUGCCUAUGUUCUUUCUGUGAUGACUCCUCUGUUUCCCAGACCAUCUCUUGGGUCCUGUUGUUUUGCUGAGCAAGGAUUAGCCUUCUCUGUGGUAGCUAUUCAUGCCUAAUGUGCUCACAGAGUCUGGACUAAAGUAGCUGGAGAUAGUCGCAGGGAGAAUUUCUCAGGCAGAGGAAGGUAGGGAGUUAAAAUGCUUCAUAUGAAGCUGUCAGUUUUGAUGGUUUUAAACAACAGAGCACAGCAGACCAGCCUUACUUAGAAGAGAAUGCUCUGAUUUUUCCUGCAAAACAAUCUUGCUGCAAUUAAAAAGAGAGGUACCCAAGUUCUCAGUUACAGCACACUGCAAGGGAGUAUUUCUGUUAACUGCCCACUCCUUUAUUUCUAUUAAAUCCUGUUUUGAGGGUUACAUUCUGAAAAGUUGAUGUUAGUGUUUCAGGAUGGGAGUCAUUCUGAAACUCUGCAGUCUCCUAGAAAACGGAGCAGGUCCUGUCCUGACCAGAAGCUUUCUCUCUGCCAGCCCAGGGCAGUCACAGAAGGGCACUGCUGCCCAGUGCUGAAGCACUGCGAUACGUGCGCAGAGGUGGUGUUGCUGCUCUUUGCCUUCAGUGGAGCUGCUGAGUGAGUUCAAGGCUCCUCAUGGCUGUGGACACUCAGGGGGAGAGUCUCUGCUCACAACAGCCAUGCCAGCUGGCAGUGUUCAAGAUCAGGUUGGACGGGGCUUGGAGCAACCUGGUCUAGUGCGAAGUGUCACUGCCUGUGGCAGGGGGUUGGAACUGGAUGAUCUUAAGGUCCUUUCCAACCCAAACCAUUCCAUGAUUCCAUGACUUGAAAAAUCGGUGUCAGAGAAAGGAAUAGACUCAGGUCUCCUCACUCUAUUUCCUUAUGUUGUGGGGCCUCCUGAGGUGCUGGAUUCACAUGGGGUCUGUAAGGCAACUGGGGCAUCAGGUUUGGCCACUGACCUCAGCAAUUCCAAAGGCUGCAGAUACCAAAAGGGGAUCAGUGGCUGAGCUGGGCUGUGUUUCUCAGUCCCUGCUGGAUCUGCAACUAUGCCAGAGCAAAGGCAGCCUGAGAAAUCUCCCCAAGGAGAAGGACAUAUGGCAUGCUUACAGAGUUACUGUACCACUGCUACAGUCGUCUGGAUGCAGUGGUCUCCGGAGGCUCCUGGCUUUGUCUCUGCUGGAGCAAACUGGGAUGUUGCUCUAUUGCAUCUAAUUCUUUUAGCUUGUCCUGCACUGAAUUUUCUUACCAGAGCAGCCUGCUCUUCUGGAAGAUGAUAAAAGGCAUUUUAUUUAACCCUGUGGCAUGUAUCAGUCCUCCCACACUGUCCACCAAGUAAGCUGUGCUGAGUGAUUUGCAGCCAGGCAGAACAAAUUCAGCUUCUCAGUUACUUCCAAAAUCACCCCUCACCCCAGACAGCACACAAGCCAUAGUUCACAGGUUUUUCAGAGGCUGCUGCUAACCACUUAGUACUCAGGGGCCUGGAGUUAAAGGUCUUUCAAGGCCUGUCUCCAUCCUGAGGACACUGUUGUUCAGCUGUUUGGCUUCCUUCUCCUCCUUUGGGCGGUUGCUGGAGGGGAUGGAGGUAAUGGCCAGGACCAGAGGCAGAGCGACAAGCUCAUCAGCAGAAAGGUUUGCAAGGGGAAGCAGAAGAGAACAAACAGGAGGGAGAAUGGUCCAAAAGCCAAGGGGAGAAGAGGUGUGAGCACCCCAAGGACAGAGGGAGGGCACUGUUGUUUCACCACGUUGUGUGCAGACCUUAGAGUGUCAGUUCUCAGAGUGAUGUAGCACAAUUCCCAAUGUACAUGUGUUACUUUUGUAAGUCGUCUCCUGCCCUCACUAUUUUCAGUGUUUCUUGAUUUUUGGAGACUGUUGUAAAUAAAAGAUUUUGACAUUCGCA